AUGUGUUUCUGCAACGGCACAACCACCGAAUACAUGCCCCCCGCCCGCAUCCCCAAACACACCCCCUACCCGCGCCCCAGGACCGCCGCGUCCCGAAAGAAGAGCUACCGACAAAUCGCCUUACCCGUACCGCCGAUGACCACUACCACCACCACGACAACCCUGCAGCAAGAGCGAUAUUCGUACGCCGCGAGCAGGUCGUUAUACGACGCGCGCGGCGCCGGCGCCGGGUCCGGCCCGCGCCGCUCGUACGAUCGGUAUUAUCGCUCCAGCGUGUCGUCGUUGCCGGUGUUGGCGUCGUCGUCGUCGACGUCGAUGUCGAAUGCAGCUGGUGCUGCGGCGAUGUCGGAGCAGCAGUAUUAUGCUGUGAGGGAUAGGCAGCGGAGGGAUAGUUAUCCGAGGCAGCAUGUGCAGUUGAUGGUGGAGAGGAGGCCGGUGACGGCUGGUGCGGGCGUGGGGAGCGGCGGGUGGAGGAGGGAGGAGAGGGUUGUUUAUGUGUAG
Molecule: messenger RNA, 501 nt
Organism: Diplodia corticola
Lineage: Eukaryota; Fungi; Ascomycota; Dothideomycetes; Botryosphaeriales; Botryosphaeriaceae
Exons: 2
Coding region: 1-501 (166 amino acids)
Source: RefSeq, a predicted model, not a curated record